GCGGCCGCGGGAGCGCGCCCGCGCCCCUGCCUCAGCCUCACCCGCCUCGGGAGUUGGGAGGAGGACGCGCUAAUGGCGAUGGCCCGGAGUUAGAAAGCAGGAAGGGAGCGGCACGGAAAGUGCAGACCAACUCCCCUACCCGGUACCGAAGGCUUCGUCGUGCUCUGAGGGGGGUCGGGGAGGGCGAACUUAUUUCCCCCUCCGCUUCCCCCCCCCCCUUCUCUCUGUGUGAAAGUAGGCGGGAGGAAGACGGAGGAGACGUUUCCUCUGCCUGAAGCGCUGAGGGGAGUUUUGAGCGAAGUAAACUCCGGGGGCGGAUUAGACCGGAGCGGGUCCUGUCCCGGCAGCGGCCGAGCGCGCCCAUGUUGGGGUGGGAGAGCCGGGCCAGGCCGGGUCGGGCCGUCGGCCGCCGCUUAGUUUGGGAGUGUGAAUGUGUCCAGGCCGCCGUGUCGCGCCGAAUCUGCCCGCCCGGGCCGCGCCAACGCAGUUUAACGCCCUAAAAGUUGUCGCUCGAUAGUUGUGACUCUUCUCGGCUCAUUUUCCUUUCCACAGAUGGGGAGCUUCGAUCCGCCCAAGUAACCGCCGAGGUUUCAGCCGUGCUCGCCCAGAAGUGGCCUUUCACGUUUUGUUCUGUAGUGAAGGAGCCGUUGGUAACCUCCCGGGGCGGCCACCCAGACUUGGCUAACAAUUGCCUUCGUGUCUUAAUGGUUGAACUGAUCUAAUAUGAUGAAAGCUGAAGGUAAAGGAGAGAGGACGUUCAGGAGCGCUUCGCCCCAUAGGAAUGCGUACAAGGCGGACUUUCAGGCUCUGAGGUGUACUUUUGAUGGAAGCAAACAGGAAAAUAAUUCUAAAAUGGGUGUCCAAAGAUCAAAUCGAGAAACUGAGCACAGAGACGACUUGCGGGGAAGGCAUUUCGGUAAUCGUGUACAUAAAAUAAAAAAUAUGUUGUUACAAAUGGGUAACACAGCGGAUGACACGACUGAAAUGAAUGAAACAAGCAAGGCUGAUUUGCAUGCACUUUCUCCGCUAAAACAAUCAAGUGGAGCUGUCUAUAGUAGCGUCCAUAAGUCAUGUCAUAAAAUGCCCAGUUCUUCUGACAAAAAGAACAGUGAAGAUGGAGAUUUGGAUAAAACUAGUAUGGCUGAAAAAUUCACUGAAACGAGAAAACUUUUUGAGCGUCAAAUUGGGGAAAAGGUGUUUGAUAAGACCUCUCAUAAAAACGAGAAUAAAGGUUCAACGAGUAAUUAUUCUUCUGAGGGUAAAAGAAGCAGCUCAUCGUCUUCAGAAGGUGGAGGAAGGAAAGUUAAGAGCGACUUAAAUCCCACUGCUCUGUCCAGCAGCAAUUCGAGAGAGAAUAAUCAGAAAGCUGCUGGCGAUGUAAAACAAAAUCAACCUCGUUCGUCUCUAAACGCUGGGCCAAUUUCGCGACGAUUAGAAAGCUUUCUCGCCGAUAGCGACAGCGAUGAAGCAAACAAAGACAACAUAACAAACUGCGGUGCAACUGAAUAUCGGAUUACCGAAGGGCACCAAAAGUCACCCAACAUUUCCUUUAUUAGUAAAAGCGCGUCCCCUGCAGGAGAUGAUGUGAAAUGGUCUCGUUCGAUUUCAGUGAAUAUAUCCACCAAAAAAAGUAAAGAUCCGAAAGAGGCAAUAGUAGACGACUGUAAGAACAGUUUCAAGACGCAGAAUGCAGACAGGUCUGAUGACGAUUCCUACAAUUUCUCUGAGGCAUCUACAUUUGACAAAACGACUCUUGAAACUAGUAGUUCCUUCAACAAUGAAUUGGACAGCCAUGUUUCAAAUGUAGGUCCAAACAAGAUAGGAGUAGUUCGGGCUGAAUUGGUGGAAGUUCAGAAUGAAUCUUCGGAGAGUGAAAUCGAAUUGGAUAAUGUUUUUGUUGAGAGGGAGAUGGAGUCACUUCAGAGUAUUAACCAGGAUGUAGGGCAGAAAUGCAAAACUUCUAAAAGCAAGGAAGAUGAAGAGCUGAUAUUUGAUGAUAUAACAAAUAAAUCAGAUGAUAGUGUUGGAGAAGAGGAAGAUGAGGAUACAGAGAAUACUGAAGAGGAAGACAGAAUUAGUGGAAAGUUGUUCUUGGGAUCAGAUGUUUGUGGGAUUGAGAAUGCUGCUUUUGUAGAUGAUAAAGAUACUGAGGGGUCUUUCCAGGAAGAAAGCAAAAGUAAGUGUGAUGAUGAAUACUUAGCUGAAGAGAUUGACUAUAUCCUUGAUGAUGAAUAUGAGGAAAUAUCUGGACUUUCUGAAGAAGAAGAGCCAAAGUUACACAGAAAAGUUAAUUUCUCCACAGCCCCAAUCAAGGUUUACAGUACCUAUUCAAAUGAUGAUUAUGAUAGGCGAAAUGAGGAAGUUGACCCUGUGGCAGCAUCAGCAGAAUAUGAAUUGGAGAAGAGGGUGGAAAAAAUGGAUGUUUUUCCAGUUGAAAUUGAGAAGGGUGAAGGUGGACUUGGAAUUAGCAUUAUUGGAAUGGGUGUUGGUGCAGAUCAAGGACUUGAAAAAUUGGGAAUUUUUGUGAAGACUAUCACUGAGGGUGGAGCUGCAUAUAAAGACAAACGAAUCCAGGUAAAUGAUCAGAUAGUUGAAGUGGAUGGUGUCAGUUUGGUUGGGGUUACACAAAUGUUUGCGGCCACUGUAUUGAAGAACACCAAAGGCAUGGUCAGAUUUCUUAUUGGUCGGGAAAAACCUGGACAGCAGAGUGAGGUUGCUCGGCUUAUCAGUGAAACAUUAGAACAAGAAAGAUGCCAGGAGGCAUUUCUUGAGCAGCAUUGUAGUCGGUAUAGUGGAAGUGAUAUUGAGCAGUCUGAAGAAUUUCCUGAAGAUGAAGUUGUAGCUAUGGGGAUAGCUGAAGUUCCUAAUCUACUUGCAAAUGAUGAUCUAUGUGUACCAAGUGAGUUGGAUUCCCAACUUGCUCUUAAGCUAAAAGAGCUGAGAAUUGCUGAAGCAGAGAAGAUUGAAUGGGAAAAUGCAAAGAUAAAGCUUCAGCAAAGUGUUGAAGAGAACAAAGAAAAAAUUGAAAAGGUGGAAAAAUAUUGGUUAGAAGCACAAAACCUUUGCAAAUCACUAAAUGAACAAUUGAAAGAAACCCAGGCUCAGUAUGAUGCGUUGGAAAAGAAAUAUAACAAGGCUAAGAAGCUGAUAAAGGAAUAUCAACAAAAAGAGAUUGAAUUUAUUAGAAAGGAAGAGGAUCACAGGAAAAAUCUGGAAGAUCAGGAAAAAGAACAUGCAAAACAGCUGAAGGCUUUGCAUGACAAGAUACAAGAACUGAAAAAUGAACUGCAUUCUACUGGACAUAAACCUCCCUUGCUCAGCUACAAUGAACUGGACAAAGCAAAACCGGUGUUUGAAAAUCUAGAACAAUUUGAAGAAAUUUGCACUGAAGAAAAUGAUGACAUAAACCUAAUUCCAAAACCUGCUGAAGAAUGUGAAUAUAGCAGCACCUCAAACAUCUGUGAUUUUGAUGAGGCUGUUCCAGAAACCAAGCGAUUAGAUACAAGUUCACACAAAGCAAGAGCACAGCUUGCCUUGAAAGUUAAAAGGCAGCCUCCUUCUAGAUUAAAACUAAAGGAAUAUCUUGGAGCUGGUGAUGAGAAUGAAAGCAUACAGAAUAAUGAAGAGGAGGAGAAUAAUAAUGAUGAAGUUCAGCAAGCAGAAGCAUCGUGUAUUCUAAGUAGCUUGGGUUCAGUACAAGCUAUUGAAAAUGCAUCUGUCCCUUUACCCGAGACAUCUGCGAAAGAUGAGGGGAUAGAAGAAAAGUCUGAUGUGGCAAGCACAAUCAGCUUGCAUGAUCGAAGCCCUUCUCCAUCACCUUGUUCCUCGCCAGUUCAUAAGAUAGCUGAGAGUAGUACAAGCUCAAAACAGUCUCUUACCAAAGUAUCAGCACCAUCAAGUUCUCCUUCGUCAUUUCUUACAAAGAUAAGGAAACGAGAAUCAAAAGGCAAAAGAAAAGAGACUAAUGAAGGCAAGAAAAGUGAAGAUGAACCAGCCAAUGGAAGUGAAAAUAUAUCAGGAAAAUCCAAAAGAAGAUUUGCUGAUUUUGGUGGAUUAAGAAAAUCUGGUGGAAAAGGCAAGAAAUUAGAUAAAGAAGAUUGUAGAACUUCACUUGAUAGCAGGGGAUCAAAAGAAUUGCUUGAAAGGUCAGGUGGUAACCUUUCAGCUGCAGAUUCAGUUUCAUCUAUACCAACUUGCAUGCCUUUUUCUUGGUUUGGGGAUAGUCGUAAAGAAGCUGCCACUUCCGACAACACCCUUCCAUCACCUUCAAGUUCACAUGACAUAUCUUGUGAACAGGAUAAAGAAAAGCCUAGAAAUAUAUUACUUGAUACAACAGAGAAAAGUCAAUGUCAAAUUCGAACUGUUCCUCAAUGGACAACACAACAAGUCUGUCACUGGCUGAUGGAAAUUAAUUUAGAGCAAUACACUGCAGAAUUUUUUUCCAAAAACAUUGAUGGAGAACAAUUAGUGCAACUAGAUAGCAGUAGACUUAAGGCUUUAGGUGUUACCAGUCAAAAUGAUCGUGCCACCAUUAAGAAAAAACUUAAGGAAGUUAAGAAAGCACAUGAAAAAAUAGAGAAGCAAAGAGAGAAGAUUCAAAAGAAAGAGAAAGAUCAACAGAGAAAAACUGGUACACAGGCCACAUCUGUAGAAACAAUAUGUUAAAUAGGACUCUUAAGUGCAAUUGAGAACAAAUAUUUUAGAUAGUUGUCCUAUUUCAGUGUUGCAGUAUGUUGAAUAUUUCACAAAUUAGUUGAUUCACACAUGCAGAGUAACUCAAAUGUACGUUAGUUUGACAUUUUAUAUUAGAGAAAUUUAUGGUACAUUUUCUGGUUUGUUUAAUGGAGUAGGUAAUUUUCUGUAUAUAAUGUUCAUACGUUUUUGUAGGUUUAUAAUUCUAUGCGGUCUUAAUUAGCUUUGGCCUUAAUAGUAAUAAAUGAAAUUAAUAUUUUAUUAAAACUUAAGCACACUAUUAAAAUUUAAUCAAAUACUUGCUAAAGGGUGUUGAAAAGUAUCUUGAAUUUCCUAAUGUGAUCCAAACUACAUUGCAAGGAAAGUUACACUACCCAGUCAAUUAUCUACAGAGUUGUAGAGAAUAAGGUACAAAGAUGGAACACUUAAAUGUUAUGCCUGUGGCAUUAAUUGAUCCAUUGUUUAUUGUGCAUUUCACAAAGGGGUAAAAUUGCAAUAGCUUUUUGUAUUUACAGUGCAAACUGUACAAUGUUACAAUUUUAUAAUUCUGUACUUUAUAAAUCCAUUGCACAAAAGGGGUGCCACUGUUUUGUCUUACGUCUUUUAAUCUUCUCUAUUGAGGUCAUUAGUGAUCAAUUUUUAUCCAAAGUAUAAAUGAUGAUUGGGAAUGAUUACAAGAAUAUUCCACUGAGUGUUCUAAUAUAGUAAUUCCUGUAGACCAAACUUUGACACUGUUGCUGUUCUUUGAAUCUUUGGGAGGUUAAUUAUUAUCUUUCCCACUUGUAAGUUUUUAAUUAUGUGUGUAGCUGUGUUACUUUUAUGGUUCUCUGAUUUCAGUUUUUACACUUUACUGAUCUUUUAUCCAAAAGAUGAAAAUCUUUCCAACUUGUGCUGUUCCCAGAAAUUUUAUAUUUGCCAAUGCAACUAGAGUUUUUGUUUUGCACUUUUUUGGACUGGACAUCAGGAUUUAGCAAAUAUAGAAUGGAAUACAUUGCCUUAAUUUCCCCUCCUCUAUCCAUUGAAAGACAAAUCACAGCAGAUGUAAAAGUAAAGCAUAACAAUAUUAUCUGCUUGCACCCAUCUGCUGCCAGUUUAGUAGUAGGCUUUCACAUGGAUUUCUGGUUGCUCUAUGAUGUCCAUCUUGUCCUGAUCCUCACAUCUCAUCCGUAUUCUCCUUUCUGUCAUAUCCAUUUAGCACAAAGUAAUAAUUUAAUAUUCAGAGCCAAUACCUUGGAUUCCCUUACCUUUCAUUAGGAAUUCCUUUAAAUGAUUAAAGCAGAAAAUGUGUUAUGUAAUUUACAUUUUUUUCCGAUUUUAUAUUUUUAAUAAAAUUAGAAACAUAUUUUAAAGCAUUACCUUAUGAAGAAACUAUGCAAGUAGACACACAGUACUUUGAGGGUCAUUGAAACUCCUUCUGUAAAAUAUUUUCUGUUGAUUUUCACUUGAAUGUAAUUUUCUGAAGUAAAAACUGAAAACAAAGAGCCAUUAUAUACUAUUCAUUAAAAAUCAAGUCUGACUUGUUGUUAAGUGAUGUGCACUUUUUGUCAGUGGGUCUUACUGUCAACAUCUGCAACCAGAAAGCAACUUUCAGUUGUCUGAUGACACAAUUACAGCAGAAUUUAAUAGUUUUCUAUUCUGGAACCUGUGUUUGUACUCUUCAAAGUUAAUAUUUGUUCCCAUCAUUGCUAAAGGAAAAAUGUAGUGAUAAAGGGAAAGGGAAAAUUGGUUAUUUUUCAUUUAUUUAGCCAUGGAAUAAAGAUAAAUAAUUAUCCAAAUAAGAUCAGUAGGAUGUAUUUCCUUGAGGAUCGUGUCUUCCUUGAUAGUCAUCUGAUAGUUGCCUUCUAUUUCUCAACCUCUUUAAUGCCUAUGUGUUUUUCUCAUGCUAUGAGAUUAAUUCUACUGAUUAAAAACUGGAAAAAG
Pristis pectinata (smalltooth sawfish) is the source of this 6612-nucleotide messenger RNA. RefSeq names its product protein phosphatase 1 regulatory subunit 9A-like A (gene ppp1r9ala). The coding region runs from base 724 to 4665 and encodes 1313 amino acids. Gene Ontology annotation, biological process: actin filament organization; calcium-mediated signaling; neuron projection development. The record is from RefSeq and is a predicted model, not a curated record. The transcript has 17 exons. Gene Ontology annotation, cellular component: postsynaptic density; actin cytoskeleton; cytoplasm. NCBI's taxonomy places the organism in Eukaryota, Metazoa, Chordata, Chondrichthyes, Rhinopristiformes, Pristidae. Gene Ontology annotation, molecular function: actin filament binding.